AUGAGUGCAGGGCCUUAUACUCAAGGUGUUCAAGCAAUCCAACGAGAUAUCCCACUAAAUUUUUCAUUUGCUACAAAUGGAUCAACUGAACUUUUAACAUCCAAUAAAUCCAAUGAUAGGCUUAAAAAUGAAAAGCAUGCUGUUGCUGAGACGGGAUCUACUAAGUCGGGUUCUUUCUCAAUACCAUACAAUCCAACAGAUAAUACAAAUUCCUUGGACACCGCUAGUUUACUAAAUCAGUUCGAAAACAGAGAUCCCUUAUACUCCAACACAUCACAUAUUAAUAUGGUCCAUACUCCUGUUAAACAGCAGUAUUCUAACAGUCCUAAUACACCUGUACGUGGACAAAUCGAUGAGAAUCUUUUUAAUCAAGUUCCUAAAAGAUUCUCUCAGUUUAUUAUUAACCAACAGGUUCCCAACGAUGUUCAUAAAUUGGAUAAUUUAACCCUUGAUUCCAUAUCAAUUCAUAGUGUGGAUGGACUAGAACUGAAGAAGACAGAGGCUCUAAGAUUAUCGAGUGGUAAUCACUUUUCUGGCGAGAAUAACAAUGCACAGAUAAAGCGUUCACCUUCUGCUGCUGUUUCCCAGUCCACUAUCUUUUCUACCAGACAAGAAAGACGUCGUUUAUUCAAGUUGGCAAAAUCAAAAUCUAACAGUACAAAUCUCUCCAGAUCCAAAGCAAUUAGAUUCAAGCAAGGUAGUUGGUAUUAUAGAUUGAAGGUUAGAAUGAGAAAGUUUACUAAGAAACUAAAGGCCCUAAGAUUCAACAAUUUUACAGUAGCAUCUAAGAGAACUGGUAGUAUGAAGAGGUCAAAAACCAGGGGUAAGACUUUGAAGCGUAAAUAUCGUAAGAAUCCACAAAAUGCUGCCGUUAAAAGAUUAACUAGUAAAGAAAUUUCCGUACCUUAUUCUAAUCCUCAAUUGGGUAAGGGAGAAACAGAAAGAGUCGAAACAUUAGAUGCUAUGUUGAAGCAACAAGCUGGUGCAACAAGAGAACAUAACCUUCCAAAUCAUAUAAAGCAAAAUCAAAUAUCUGGAUACAUUGAUGAACAGCAAGAUUCAUACAUUAAGUCGAUGUAUACAAAGACAAAGUCUAGUUCUAUAAACUAUGGCAACAACACUUUAAACAGAAAGAGCAUUAAACAUAAUAAUUCAACCAGUGAUAUUGAAGAAAUACCACCAACGCCCCCUCCUCACCUCGAACAUAACAAUUUCAGCGUGGUUGAAGGUGAAAAAGCGAAUGAUGUUAUUGGUGCUUGGAAAAGAUACUUGAGCCAUGUUAUAAGUCAAAGAAUUCAAUUGAGACAAGAGAUUGUUUUCUUUCAAGCAUUAGCUGCAAGCAACGAUGCCAAAUUUAUGGUCGAUGACGGUAUGUCGAAGGAAGCAGAAACUAAUGAUGAUAAUUCUGAAUUUGAAUUUGUGUCGGAAUCAGAGGGUUUACUGGCUAAAUCUAUAAGCGAAACAGAAACUAUUUCCAGUUCUGAAAUCAAAAGUAAUUCUGAAAUUAUGGAUUUGCCUACUCAAGAAUUCAAUAAAGCCUAUAAUAGAAGGUCGAUGUUGGGCGAAAUGUUGGAUUAUGAUUCCUCUGAUAAUGAACUGGUUUCCUCAUCAGUUUACUCCGAUUCUUCUCAUGCUUCCACUAUCCGCUACGAAAAUUUUAUAAGAAGUGCCAGUAGCACUGCAAGUUCCGAUCUUGGAAUUGGAAAAAGAUAUGGUACGAUAUUGCGAAGAAACACAACUAUAUCGAGAAAACGGCCAGAUCAGAAAUCCGCAUCUGGUCUGGUUUAUUCUAUGAAAAGAUCUCAAGGGUUCCAAGUGGGACUUAGCGAAUUUAAAUAG
Molecule: messenger RNA, 1839 nt
Organism: Debaryomyces fabryi
Lineage: Eukaryota; Fungi; Ascomycota; Pichiomycetes; Serinales; Debaryomycetaceae
Exons: 1
Coding region: 1-1839 (612 amino acids)
Source: RefSeq, a predicted model, not a curated record